UCCUGGCUCCCACAGGGAAGUGCUUAUUCUACUGAGCCAUCUCCCUGCCCCCCUGAUGAGAGUCUUGAGUAGGGUCACACAGCUAAGUGGGGGUCACAUUGGAGCAGGAGUGGCACUCGCUGCGGAAAGCAAGUUGGCUGCCUGGAAGACCAGGUCUCUCCAUGUAGUCUAGGCUCUUCUUGAACUCACGUGUAGUGCACGCUGGCCUUGAACUCACAGCGAUCCUCCUCCCAUUCAGGUGGCACAAUGCAGACUCCUCUGGCCACUCCAGUGCCUGUGCUACGGCUCCCCCGUGGCCCUGAUGGCUUGAGUCGGGGCUUUGCCCCUGAUAGACGCUGGGCCCGCCUGCAGCCAGAAGCUCCUGGAAGCCAAGAAUGUCUUGUAGGUCAAGAAUCUCAGGAAUCCCAGGAACAGCAUGCCCGUGCCACCCUUCGGGAGCGCUACCUGCGCAGCCUGCUGGCCAUGGUGGGUCACCAGGUGAGCUUCACACUGCACGAGGGUGUGCACGUGACUGCCCACUUUGGAGCCACCGACCUUGAUGUGGCCAACUUCUAUGUGUCACAACUGCAGACUCCCAUAGGUGUGCAGGCGGAGGCUUUGCUUCGCUGUAGUGACAUUAUUGCGUACACCUUCAAGCCAUGAAGACAUUACUGUGUUCCACCUUUCACCACGGGCUUUGCUGCACUAUCCCAGGCUUCCUUCCAAAUGAACCUGGCCAGGAACUCUGGACCUGAGGAGCUUUGGGCUCUCUUGGAAUUCUAGCCAAGCUCCAAGCAUCUGUGGCUGCUGAGGACUUCCAGGAUCUACUCAGUAAAACUGCACCCCCAGGAAUUCUGAUGCCACUGAAAGGAUGGUUCUACCUUACGGCUGCGAACUCUCCCAAAUAUGGGCCAGGUGCCAGUUCUUGAAGACAGGGCAGAGGGCAGGGAUGAAGGAGGGCGAACUAUACAGUGGGGAGCAAUAUAUUCAAGAGGUUGCAAAAUUCUCCAUUGCUCCCCUCCCUCCUGCUAAAGAACCAAUCAUCCCAGGCAA
This is a messenger RNA of Octodon degus (degu), 1032 nucleotides long. It is a transcript of the gene Gemin7, whose product is annotated as gem nuclear organelle associated protein 7. The coding region runs from base 247 to 642 and encodes 131 amino acids. Lineage: Eukaryota; Metazoa; Chordata; Mammalia; Rodentia; Octodontidae. The transcript is spliced from 4 exons. The record is from RefSeq and is a predicted model, not a curated record. Gene Ontology annotation, molecular function: RNA binding. Gene Ontology annotation, cellular component: SMN-Sm protein complex. Gene Ontology annotation, biological process: spliceosomal snRNP assembly.